AUGAAAUUAACCAUUGGAAAUAAAAUAUUUCUCAAGUUAAUCGGGAAUCAAGCAACAUUGGGAGCAAAGUUAAAUAGCUUAUUACAUAAAUUUACUAUAUAUUUCCUCUUGCACCCUUAUGCUAGUUUCUAUUCGUUAUUAGACGCAUCUUGUAGCGAAAGCAUGUUGUGUGCUAGUUGUCGAUCCGUUGUAAGCGAACUUCAUAAUUUCUGCUUCAAUUGUGGAGUUCUAUUGCGUAGAAAAGGGAAUAAGUCAUUGUCAAGAGUCUCAAUACUAAAUGCAGACGAUGAAAUUGAGUCUGUAGAACAAUCAUCAUCGGGAAUACAAGCUAAAAGAUGUAAGUUGCAAGGAGAGAGAGAGGUGACAAUUAAUAUUGGUCAGGCUAUUCUUGAUAGUAACUAUGAAUUCAAAAAGAUCAAGGGCAAAACAAGACAAGUGAAACUUUUGCCAUCAAGUAGUAAAGACAUGAUAUUAGAGAGAGCUCUAAAAGACAUUACUUCCAAAGAUAGUGAUUUUGACGAUUCUUGUGAAUACGCUUUACUUUACCCUGACUUUAAUGAAAUCACCACGAAACCAGGAUCAGAGGAAGAAUUUGUAUUAAAAGAUUACAAGCAAAACACUGGCAAACGAUGGACACGGAUUACCUUUCUAGUAGCAAAAACCUCCGAUAUUGAGCGAUGGGCCGAAAAGUCGGAUUCUGAAUCCGAAUGUAGCGAUGAAUCAAGCUUUGAAGUUUCUCUGUAUAUCUUUUUCGGUUUACCUAUUUACUUAGACGCACAAUGUGAUGUUAAUUCACGUCCAACGCAACGUAAUCAAUCUGUACGAGAAGAGCAAAGCUCAACAGAAGGUACAAGUAGUAUAUCAGUGGUGGACAAUUCUCAUACAGAGAGCGGUAGAAAUUCUACAGUAAGAUCAAGUAGCAGAAGUAAUCAAAGCAUGAACGGUAAAAAUCCGAUCUUGGAGUCGUUAGGAGAUGAGAUAUCGACAUUAGGUGAGCCUUGUAAUGUGGGUGCAUUAUUAGUUGGUGCUCUAGAUGAUCAGCCUGUCUCAGAUCAAUAUUCUCAACAAUACUAG
Messenger RNA from Trichoplax adhaerens, 1074 nucleotides. RefSeq lists its product as uncharacterized. NCBI's taxonomy places the organism in Eukaryota, Metazoa, Placozoa, Uniplacotomia, Trichoplacea, Trichoplacidae. The record is from RefSeq and is a predicted model, not a curated record. The transcript is spliced from 5 exons. The coding region runs from base 1 to 1074 and encodes 357 amino acids.